Sardina pilchardus (European sardine) is the source of this 3656-nucleotide messenger RNA. RefSeq names its product NLR family CARD domain-containing protein 3-like. Gene Ontology annotation, molecular function: protein binding. Gene Ontology annotation, biological process: intracellular signal transduction. The transcript is spliced from 11 exons. The coding region runs from base 133 to 3519 and encodes 1128 amino acids. The record is from RefSeq and is a predicted model, not a curated record. NCBI's taxonomy places the organism in Eukaryota, Metazoa, Chordata, Actinopteri, Clupeiformes, Clupeidae.
ACAGAAGACUUACCGAGGGCAAGUCGCGCACAGGAUUUUUCCAUCAAUUUUAUGUUGGCUUUCAUAAUUCAUGCAUCAGAGGGUGGAAAUUAAGCAGGAAGAGCAGCAUUAGCUGUGUCCAGCCACGUAACCAUGGAGAAUGAGGAGCCCGUCACUGAUGGACAUCAGGGGGUCAGCAAAGGACUACCUUAUCGAGGACCACAGACACACAGACCAGUGUCUCCAGUGCCCAGCUGUGUGUCCAUGAGGAGUGACUGGUCCAUGGAUCGGCCUCCCCUUUUCAGCAGUGGACCACCACAGUCUGAUCCAAAACCACAGACACACAGACCAGUGUCUCCAGUGCCCAGUUGUGUGUCUAUGAAGAGUGUCUGGUCCAUGGAUCGGCCUCCCCUUUUCAGCAGUGGACCACCACAGUCUGAUCCAAAACCACAGACACACAGACCAGUGUCUCCAGUGCCCAGCUGUGUGUCCAUAAAGAGCGACUGGUCCAUGGAUCUGCCUCCCCUUUUCAGCAGUGGACCACCACAGUCUUAUCCAAAUGGAUUUAGGAAUACCCUGACCCAGGAUCAGUCCAGGUGUGGAGUGUGUGAGCAGCUGCUGAGGGACCCAGUCAUCACCAGCUGUGGACACCAUUUCUGCAGGCAGUGCAUCAGCAGCUACUGGAGCCAGUCUGGUCCAUCAGGAGACUACAGCUGCCCCCAGUGCAGAAAGAGACCCAGGACACAACCUGUUAUAAACCCAGACACAACUAUGGCACAGUCGCUGUUAUACCCACCUAUAGCCAUGGCACAGCCUCACCUAUACCCACCUACUAUGACACAACCUCACCUAUACCCACCUACAAUUGUGGCACAACCUCACCUAAACCCAUCUACAGCCAUGACGCUAUCUCACCUAUGCCCACCUUCAGACAUGGCACAACCUUUGUCAUACCAACACAGUGAAAUGGCACUUCAUCUGAACCCAUCUGCUAACAUGCCACAAGUUCCUCCAUCCCCACACACAGACACGGGUCAGCCUCCUCAGUACUCAAACUCAGCCAUGGGGCAGCAUAAUCAUCCACACAUCCAGCACCCUCUUUAUCCACACAUCCACGCGGCACAGAUCUCUUCACAGCCUCCUUUAGAUGAGCACACAGUCAUGAGAGGCAGCACUCAUCUGCAAACUGAGCAUGCUCCAGUCAAAAGGGCCAAACUAACAGAUGACUGUGUCCUGAACAAAGUGCUGAAGACCCAUAAAGUUAAUAUGAAGAGGAGGUUUGAGAGCAUAUGUGAAGGCAUCAUAAGGUCAGGGACUCAAACACUCCUGAACAAGAUCUACACAGAGCUCUACAUCACAGAGGGAGAGAGUGAAGAUGUGAAUAAUGAGCAUGAGGUUUGGCAGGUAGAGUCAGCAUCCAGGUCACAAAAAACAGAAGAUACAGCAAUCAGCUGCAAUGAUAUUUUCAAUCCCCUACCUGGACAGGAGAGACACAUCAGAAUGGUCAUGACCAAGGGGAUUGCUGGCAUUGGAAAAACUGUCUCAGUGCAGAAGUUCAUCCUUGACUGGGCAGAGGAGAGAGCUAACCAGGAUAUAGAUUUCAUGUUUGUGCUUCCGUUCCGUGAGCUGAAUUUGGUCCAACAUGAUCAGUACAGUCUUCACAGGCUCCUGCUUGACUUCCACCCUGAGCUCAGGGAGCUACAGGAUGGUGAAUACAAAGACUGCAACAUUGUGUUCAUCUUUGAUGGUCUGGAUGAGAGUCGACUUCCACUGAAUUUCCAAGAGAAUCAGAGGUUGUCUGAUGUAGCACAAACAUCAUCAGUGGAUAUGCUGAUGACGAGCCUCAUUCAAGGAACUCUGCUUCCCUCUGCUCUCAUCUGGAUAACCUCCCGACCAGCAGCAACCAAUCAGAUCCCUUCUCAGUGCAUCAGUCAGGUCACAGAAGUACGAGGAUUCAAUGACCCACAGAAGGAGGAGUACUUCAGGAAGAGAGUCAGUGACCAGAAUCAAGCCAACAGAAUCAUCUCACACAUUAAGGCAUCUAGGAGUCUCCACAUCAUGUGCCACAUGCCAGUCUUCUGUUGGAUCUCAGCCACUGUCCUUCAGCAGAUACUGGAACAAGAUGAUGGGAAGGAAGCCCCCAAAACUCUGACUGAGAUGUUCAUACACUUCCUGCUCAUCCAGACCACCAGGAAGGGCCAGAAAUAUCAAGAAGAAAGUGAGACAGAUAGACAGAGGCUCCUGGAAUCACAUAAGGGUGUGAUAUUGAAACUGGCAGAGCUGGCUUUCAAGCAUCUAGAGAAUGGCAACCUCAUGUUCUAUGAGGAAGACCUGAGAGAGUGUGGCAUUGAUGUCAGUGAAGCCUCAGUGUACUCUGGCAUGUGCACUGAGAUCUUCAGGGAGGAAUGUGUGUUUCACCACAAGAAUGUCUACUGCUUUGUCCAUCUGAGCAUUCAGGAGUUCCUGGCAGCCAUGUUUGUGUUUCACUCUUACAUGUCAGGACAUAUGGAGGCACUGAAAUCCUUCCUCGCUAAAAAACACAGAGACAAUCAAGCUCCCCUUCCUUUGCAUAUCCUGUUGAAGAGUGCUGUGGAUAAGGCUUUAGACAGCAAGAAUGGACACUUGGACCUUUUCCUCCGCUUCCUUGUAGGCAUCUCAGUGAAGAGCAAUCAAGCCCUCCUGCAAGGCUUGUUGACAAACACACACAGCAGCUCAGAGAGCAUCAAGAAAACAUGUAGCUAUAUCAAGAUUAUUAAGAGGAGGGACCUGUCACCUGAAAGAUGCAUCAAUCUUUUUCACUGCUUAUUUGAAAUGAAUGAUCAAUCCCUACAUAAAGAUCUUCAGAAAUAUCUCAAAUCUCCAGAUGGCUUCUCGGGUGAAUUGAGACCUGCCCACUGUUCAGCACUGGCCCACAUGCUACUGACGUCUGAGGAGGUGCUGGAUGAGUUUGAUCUGAAGAAAUACAGAACAUCAGAGGAGGGAUGGAGGAGACUGGUGCCAGCUGUGAGAUGCUGCAGAAAGGCUCUACUUGCUGACUGUAAGCUAUCAAAGAAGUCCUGUGAUAUUGUGGCCUCAGCUCUGCAGUCUGCAAACUCCCCCUUAAGAGAGCUGGACCUGAGUCAGAAUGACCUGCAGGCGUCAGGAGAAAAACUGCUCUCUGCUCUACAGAGUCCAAACUGCAAACUGGAGACACUGAGACUUGUUGACUGUAAGCUAACCGAGAAGUCCUGUGAAAUUGUGGCCUCGGCUCUGCAGUCUGCAAACUCCCCCUUAAGAGAGCUGGACCUGAGUCAGAAUGACCUGCAGGCGUCAGGAGAAAAGCUGUUCUCUGCUCUACAGAGUCCAAACUGCAAACUGGAGGCACUGAGGCUUGCUGGCUGUCGACUCUAUGAGAAAUCUGGUGACAUUUUGGGCUUUGCUCUUCAGUCAGUUAACUCUCACCUGAGAGAGCUGGACCUGAGUAAGAAUACUCUGGGGGAUUGUGGUGGAAAGCUGGGCUCUGAAGCACUGAAUCCAUACUACUUGCUGAUUGUGAGCUAACAGCGAAGCCCUUGGAGAUUAUGGCCUCAGCUCUGCAGUCUGCAAACUGCCCCUUAAGAGAGCUGGACCUGAGUCAGAAUGACCUGCAGGUGUCAGGAGAAAAACUGGUCUCUGCUCUACUGAGUCCAAACUGCAAA